Molecule: messenger RNA, 2328 nt
Organism: Mytilus californianus (California mussel)
Lineage: Eukaryota; Metazoa; Mollusca; Bivalvia; Mytilida; Mytilidae
Product: protein starmaker-like
Exons: 2
Coding region: 470-2137 (555 amino acids)
Source: RefSeq, a predicted model, not a curated record
UAGAAAGGCCAUUUUGAAAAGGACUAAAUUUUAACAUCCAUAUGUUCAUUCUGAGGGUCUGGCGAAAUUGUGUCAUACCUAUCUAAAAAAUAAAGAAGUUAUAAAUGCUUACAGAUGACAAAAAAAACAUCGCAAUUUUAAAAGAAUGUUCUCAAUUUCGAGUUCACUUGUAAAUAAUAGUCAUCAAAAUUACAAUACACAAGUUUGAACUCAAACUUACCAUAAAAUAUAAUAAAUAGAAAACGAUUAAUUUGUUCAAUGAAAAACAUUUGCAAAAGCGGAGAGUGUAAAGAUUAAGAAAAUCUUACCAAGUAUAUGUGUAGGUAAGUUGUAAAAUACCGUGUUAUUAAACAAAGGGAUCAAAUUUAUUUUGCAGAAAAUGGUGACAAAAAUCGGCACCCAAUUUCGAAGAUGAGAAUGUAUACUGUUCAAAUAUAUUACAGUAGCAUAAGAAUAAGUCAAGUAUCCAAUGGCGGAAUCAACAUCACCAUUACCGCCAUCUAACAGAAAUACAGGACGAGAUACAAAUCAAGAGUCUGAGAUGGAUGACCGAGAUAUAUUUGAUACUCCUAGGGAGGAAAUAGACGAGGGAGACAUUAUCGAAAGUAAAACAGAUGAACAGACAAACGGGAAUGACACUUCUCGUUCAAGAACUUCACGAACAAACGGAAAUGACACUUCUCGUUCAAGAACUUCACCAACAAACGGGAAUGACACUUCUCGUUCAAGAACUUCACCAACAAUCGGGAAUGACACUUCUCGUUCAAGAACUUCACCAACAAACGGGAAUGACACCUCUCGUUCCAGAACUUCACAAACAAACGGAAAUGACACUUCUCAUUCAAGAACUUCACAAACAAAACCACGGAUGAUUGAUUCAGAAACUGAAGACACCAGUGGAAAAGACACAUCACACCGAAACAACUUUGAAAAUAAAAUUAAAGAUGAAAGAAAUAAUGCCACGGUUCAUUCAAAAAAAGAGACAGAGCGAAAUAAAUAUUCAAAGGAAGAAUUAUUAGAUGGAAAUAAUACAACACUUUCAAACCAGAAUAAUAAAAAAGAAGAAAUUGUGAAAUCUGAAGAAUAUGACGACGAAAACGAGAACGACACGUCACGUUCUGAAAGUUUUGCAAAUGUCCAGAAGUUAGAAAAAGAAAAAGAAUCAGUUUCAAAUGAUGGAAACAUUAAAAAUGACUCCAAGCAACCGACAUUUUCCGAAAAUCAAAAAGAAAACAAGGACAGCUUAAAGAGUCCUUCACGAGGAUCAAUAAAGAUUAAAAAUGUAACUUCAUCAGCUAGUGAAAAAAAUUCUGACAGUGAUAGAUAUACCGAUAGCGAGACGACAGGCGGUAAAUCGUCAUUAAGUGAGCAUACGCCAAGAAGCCAGACAAAAAAGUCGGAAAAGAAACCAAAACGUAGUUUGAAGUCUCCUAAACCUACAAAAUCCAAAAGUAUUCUGAAAACUGAAGAAUCCAAGCCUCAUAAACAUCUAGCCUUCAUGGCAUCUUUAGUUGACGAUGGAACUUCUCCCCGCCAUCCGACAAGAGGCAGUGGUGAAAGUGCUGUCGUUUCAUUGCCAGCAAUAAACCGACAAAAUGUUAUAAACAAGGUAUACGUGGAUGACACAGAUAAAAUAGUAAACAAAUAUCCUAAACGUGACAAGGAUUUUAAGUUGGAAUUUGUAUAUGACCUAAGGCCAAAAUAUCCGUCUUGGUAUGAACCUGAAAAAAGGUUGAGUCGCCGAGAAGAAAAAGUCUUCAGCGAUAUUUCUGGCGUAUAUGCAGAUUAUAAACAACAGGACGAACGCCAUCUGUCGAAGACAAAGACAAUGGACGAUAGAGUGAAAAAGCUUGAGAAAUUAAAGAAAGAGGAACUCAAAGCGAGAAGAAAGAAGAAAUUAGCAACAGCUUAUGAACAAUAUGAACAGUUAAAAGAGGUUCGCGAAAAAUUCGAUAUCAUGUGUUGGUAUCGUAACCAAACGCAAUAUAUUACUCCAAGAGUUUUAGAACAUGAAAAAUUGAGCCGACAUCUCUAUGGACUUCCAGAAUCUUUAAAAGAACAAGAAAAAUUGAUAAAAAAUCUGAAACGCAAAACAAAGAAACGGCAGAAGAAUGGAAAUCGAAUUAACAGUCAUUGAUAAAUAAAUUCAAUUCAAUUCAGUCUACAUGUGUAUGAACACAAUACUAAGAAUGGGAACUGCCAUGAUUUUGCAAAAUACACACUUUUAAUUUAAUAUUCUUUGAUAUCUAUAGUUGUUCUUAUAUUGGUACAUUUUGCAUUUAUAAGUGGAUAUUUAUAUAAAUAAGCGGACGUCAAAGGGGACUUGGA